This is a messenger RNA of Sphenostylis stenocarpa, 3255 nucleotides long. The record is from the annotation of a GenBank genome assembly. Lineage: Eukaryota; Viridiplantae; Streptophyta; Magnoliopsida; Fabales; Fabaceae.
AUGCAUUCCACCAUUUUCAUGAGGUGUCUUUUUUUCUUGUCUUGCUUCUUUUACGCGGCCUCUGCACUCAACUCCGAUGGGGUCACCCUUUUGUCACUCAUGAGGCGCUGGACAUUCGUUCCUCCUUCCAUAAACACCACCUGGCUUGCCUCUGACUCCACUCCAUGCUCCUCCUGGGUGGGAGUUCAAUGUGACCAUGCCCACCAUGUCGUCUACCUUAACCUCACUGGUUAUGAGAUUACUGGCCCAUUAGGUCCUGAAAUUGGAAAUAUUUCUCGUCUACACUACUUAGACCUGACAGAUAACAACCUUAAUGGCCCAAUACCUCACUCCUUCGAAAAUUUGCACAACCUCCAGUUUCUCAGCCUUGCUCAAAAUCAACUAUCUGGUGAAAUCCCGCAUUCCUUGACUCAAAUCCCUCGACUGUAUUUGGUUGAUCUAUCACAUAAUAGUUUAAACGGUUCCAUCCCCACGAGCAUUGGGAACAUGUCUGAGCUCUUGCAGUUGUAUCUUCAGAAUAACCAGUUGUCUGGGACAAUUCCCUCAUCCAUUGGGAAUUGCAGUAAAUUACUAGAAUUGUAUCUGGAUACAAAUCAGUUGGAGGGUAUCCUGCCGCAGAGUCUAAAUAAUCUUAAUCAUCUUGCUUAUUUUGAUGUCGCCAGGAAUAGACUUACAGGUGCAAUUUCUUUGGGUUCCAGCAGUUGUAAAAAUUUAGUAGUUUUGGAUAUCUCGUUCAAUGACUUUGGUGGAGGCCUUCCCUUAGGUUUGGGGAACUGUACUGGUUUAUCAGCAUUUGUAGCCGUGAACUGCAAUUUGGUUGGGAGUAUUCCACCCUCCUUUGGCCUUCUGACCCAGCUUUCUAUUCUAUACCUUCCACAGAACCAUUUAUCUGGAAGAAUACCUCCAGAAAUUGGCAACUGCAAGUCUUUGACAGAGUUGCAGCUGUAUUCCAAUCGACUUGAGGGAAACAUUCCAAGUGAAUUGGGAAAGCUAAGAAAACUAGUGGAUUUGGAAUUGUUUUCAAAUCAACUGACUGGUGAAAUUCCACUCAGCAUCUGGAAGAUUAAAGGUCUUGAGUAUCUGAUUCUGUAUAAUAAUAGUCUUUCUGGAGAAUUGCCAUUGGAGAUUACGGAGCUGAAGCAAGUGAAAAACAUCUCAUUGUUCAACAACCAGUUUUCCGGGGUCAUACCUCAAAGCUUGGGAAUUAACAGCAGUUUAGUUCUGUUGGACUUCACAAAUAAUAAAUUCACUGGCAACAUUCCACCAAAUCUGUGUUUUGGUAAGAAGUUAAAUAUCCUGAAUUUGGGCAUCAAUCAACUUCAAGGUAGCGUACCUCCUGAUGUUGGGAGCUGUACAACCCUUGGAAGGUUAAUUCUCAAACAAAAUAAUUUGACUGGAUCUCUUCCUCGUUUUGAAAGCAACCCAAAUCUCGUUUACAUGGAUAUUGGCAACAACAAAAUCCAUGGAUCAAUUCCAUCAAGUUUGGGAAACUGCAGACGUAUCACUGACUUAACUUUGUCCAUGAACAAGUUUACAGGGUCUAUACCCUCAGAGCUAGGGAACCUUGUGAAUCUUCAGACUUUGAAUCUCUCUCACAACAACUUGGAAGGUCCUUUGCCCUCUCAGCUAUCAAAGUGCACCAAAAUGGACAGGUUUGAUGUUGGAUUCAAUUUCCUAAAUGGUUCAUUGCCAUCAAGUCUGCAGAGAUGGACAAGGCUAACCACAUUAAUUUUGAGCGAGAAUCACUUUAGUGGGGGCCUCCCAGCUUUUUUGUCGGACUUUCAAAUGAUUUCUGAACUACAACUUGGUGGCAAUCUGUUUGGAGGCAAAAUUCCUAGAUCGGUCGGAGCAAUGCAGAGUUUGCUCUAUGGCUUGAAUCUAAGUUCAAAUGUUUUGACUGGUGAAAUUCCUGUACAGAUUAGGAACCUGAAAAAGUUGCAAACCCUAGAUCUGUCUCAUAACAAUUUGACAGGGAGCAUAGAAGUUCUUGGUGAACUCCUCUCCUUAGUGGAACUCAAUAUUUCAAACAAUUCUUUUCGUGGUCUUGUACCAAAGAGGCUGAUGAAGUUGCUUAAUUCUUCGUUGUCAUCAUUCUUGGGCAAUGCUGGCCUAUGCAUCAGAUGUUCAGCAUCAGACGGCACGGCUUGCACUGAAAGAAGCUCUAUUAAAUCAUGUGAUGACAAAUCUACUAAGCAGAAAGGCCUCAGUAAAGUUGAAAUUGUGAUGAUAGCUCUUGGGUCCUCCAUAUUUGUUGUUUUAUUGUUGAUGGGAUUAGUUUGUAUUGUUGUUUUUGGCAGAAAAGCUAAGCAGGAAAACCAUAUCUCUUCUGACGAGGGUUCUUCAUCCCUUCUGAACAAAGUCAUGGAGGCUACAGAAAACCUAAAUGAUAAGUAUAUUAUUGGUAGAGGAGCCCAUGGAGUUGUUUAUAAAGCUCUGAUAAGUCCAGACAAAGCUUUUGCUGUGAAGAAGAUAGGAUUUGCUGCUAGCAAAGGUAAAAACUUGAGCAUGGUCAGAGAAACUCAAACCCUUGGGAAAAUCAGGCAUCGAAAUCUGCUCAAAUUGGAAGCCUUUUGGUUGAGAAAAGACUGUGGUCUAAUUUUGUACAGCUACAUGGCAAAUGGAAGUCUCCAUGAUGUUUUGCAUGAAAAGAGACCACUACCAACCUUAAAGUGGACUGUCCGGUACAAGAUAGCUGUUGGAAUAGCUCACGGGUUGGCUUAUCUCCACUACGACUGUGAACCUCCCAUAGUGCACCGAGACAUCAAGCCCAUGAAUAUACUUCUAGACUCUGAUAUGGAGCCUCACAUUGCUGACUUUGGUAUUGCUAAACUUUUGGAUCAGUCUUCUUCAGCCUCAAAUCCUUCCAUUUUUGUGACGGGUACAAUUGGUUAUAUUGCUCCAGAGAAUGCUUAUACAACAGCAAAUAGUAGGGAGUCUGAUGUAUACAGUUACGGGGUUGUUUUGCUUGAGCUGAUAACCAGGAAGAAGGCAGGAACAGAUCCUUCAUACAUGGAGGGUACUGAUGUCGUGGAUUGGGUUAGGUCUGUGUGGAGUGACACAAGAGAAAUCCAUCAAAUUGUUGAUUCAAUACUUUCAGGCGAACUUCUAGAUACCCAUAUAAUGGAAAACAUUACCAAAGUGCUUAUGGUUGCUUUGAGAUGUACUGAGAAAGAUCCACGCCAGAGGCCAACUAUGAGAGAUGUUGUUUUUGAAUUAUCAGAUGCUAAUCCAGGGACAAGAAAUACAAAGGACUAA